CUCUCUCUCUCUCUCUCUCUCUCCCCCAUUUCAUUAACCUCCAAAAACAACUCUUCCCCAAUUUAUUCAUGAAGGAGAAAAUAACUUCGAAGGCCAUGACUUUCCUUCUUCCCGACGCGAUGCGGAAGAAGAAGAAGCCCCGGUGGACGGCGGCGCAGUCCCUCUCCUCCCCCUCCUCUGCCGACGCAGCUGACGCCGGCGCCUCCCACUCCUCCGCCGCAGCUGGCGAGGACCGCCUCACCGAUCUGCCGGACGUCCUCCGCCUCCAGAUCCUCUCCCUCCUCCCCCUCAAGUACGCCGUCCGCACCGGCGCCCUCUCCUCCCGCUGGCGCGACCUCUGGAAGUACCGCUGGCCGCACCCCUCCUCCCUCGACCUCUCCGUCGCCGCCGGCGAGCGCCCGGAGGACUUCCUCGACCGCGUCGAUUGCUGCCUCCGGCACCGCGGCCGGCGGCGGCUCGACGUCCUCCGGAUCGCCUUCCACCCGGGCCUCCGCCAUAGCCAUGAUGUAUGCCGCUGGCUCGAGUACGCCUCUGCCUGCGGCGUCGAGGACCUCUAUGUCGACCUAUCCCCUCCACCCCCAUCCCCUGCCCCAGCCGGCCGCCGCCGCCCCCUUCGCCGCGACUUCUUCCACCUCUGCGAGAGCUCCAACCUCUUCCGCCUCACCGUCUGUGGGUUCCACCUCUCCUGCCCCGCCGCCCAUUUCAAGCGCCUCUCCUCUCUCGAGGUCCUCUGCCUCCACAACGUCUCCAUCACCGACGCCGCCCUGAGGAGGAUCAUCGCCGCCUGCCCGCAGCUCCGUUCGCUCGAUCUCCGGUACUGCCGGGACCUCCGGCGGAUCGCCAUCCCAGCCUCCGGCCGGCUCGCGAGCCUCACCAUAGUUCACUGCCCCAAGGUCUCCGAGCUCACUGUCUCGGCCCCAAGCCUCCGGUCCUUCCGAUUCAGUGGUGCGUAUCUCACCAAUUACUGCCUCGAUAACUCUUCGAGGCUGGAGGAUGUAUACAUGAGCUCCGGCGUCCUUAGCUCGGGGCUUCCUCGAAGCAAUUGGGUGAAGGCCAUCGGCAGGCUUUCCAAUGUUAAGGUCCUGACCCUUUGCAGCCUCUCGCUUCAGUAUAUUACUGUCUCGGGCGCAAACGCAAUUGAGGCAUUCAGGAACUUCCGAAACCUGAAAGAAUUGCAGCUGCUGAUGGUGAUGAUGACCGACAGCAACCUCACAGAUAUCUACAGCUUCUUUACUCUAUGCCAGUGUCCAAAGUUGGAAAGGCUUUUCAUAGAGCUUCCAACCAAUAUGUAUGAUCCCUUUCUGGAGAAAUACUUGGAGGUGGUCGAGGAGAAACCUCCAGAGGUUGCUUUUGAAAAUCUCAAGGUCAUAAAGAUGAAUAACUUCAAGGGGCACAACAAUGAGAUGCAACUGGUGAGAUUUUUAUUGGGGAGGGCUGGCUAUCUUGAGUCUUUAGCCAUAGUUGGUUUUCAAGAAUUUGAGAUGGAUGAAGUGAAUUAUUAUUCUGGUUUGCAAUAUCUCCGUGACCAGCUGCCAUACUUGAUGAAGGCAUCGGUGAAUGCAAAAAUAGUUAUGACGGAGCAUGAUGAUAAUCAGUUAUGCCCAACACAUUCUGAAAUCUAUAUUAAAGUCUAACUCGCCGUAAGGGGAGUUAUUAUAGGUGGAAUCUGGCCAUUGUCCAGUCGGUUUCUUUUGUUCCCAAUUAUUAUACUCUUUUACUUGAUCUGCAUUUUGUUUUUGAAAGUUGAUGAAAGUGAAAUUUUAUAUGCCCUGUGCUAUUAUAGAGUUAGUGUAGGUCCAAACAGCUGAUACCAUUUUGUAAACCCGUUUCUGUUGUCACAUUGACAUCUAUAUAGAAGAUGAAUGUAAAUUAGAUCUUGUUUGGGUUGUGAAAGUGCUCAUAUAGGAAGUUUGAUUCACAAAGAUAUUAUGAGGUUGGCCUUCAGCAAAUUUUUCACCAAAGACUUGCAGGUAUAGGGGAGAGACUACAGAUGUUCCUGCAAAGGCUUUUCAGAAAUGCUGCAUUAAUUGUUCACCUGAUUCUCAUAGUAGAGGUCUGAUUUUGGAAAAUUUUGUCAACAAGAAGGUGAUGUUUUAUCACAUUCUGUUAUAUUUUCUAAUAUGAGAUAAGAAGUCUAUAAGUUAAAUCUGAUCUCGUGAUAUCUGUAAACAAAUUCCACUGUAAAUAUAUCUGGAUAAGAGACCAAGUUACAACCUAGAAGGGACCAAGCCUUUGCACUAUUCCACGAUUUAAAUUCUAGAGGAAACAGAAAAUAUGAAAUGAAGUGAUAAAUACUGAAUUCAUGGGAGAGGUUGCUGCUAUAUAUGAAGUUACAUAAACAAUUACUCUUCCACCUCAUUUGUCAAACAAUUGGUUUCAACAACCUAAAACUACCUAAUCGUGUACCCAUAUGAUCUAAACCAUGACAAAAUCUUGUCAUGGAAAUUGACCCUAUUUUUGAGGAUUAUAAUGACAAAAUUAGUCAAAACUUGUAAAACAAAUAAUUGGGCCUUAAAAUCUUUCAUUCUAAUGCAUGAUAUGUACGUCAAAUUACUGUUGGCGGAAAGGCAAUCAUUGCGGGAGAAAUCCGCCGACUGAAACCAAUCCGCCAUUAUGGUGCACCCAAGAUGAUGUGGUGAGGUCAUAUCAGCUAUGGACUCAGGACCACCAAUUCAUCUAGCCGCAUGGGUGAAGCCUGCGUCUGAUACCCAUGACUAAUAACCUCGAUUCAGAGAAAGUGAGAGAAAUUUUUUUCUCGAUAAAGGACUAGAAUGUGAUCUAACAAUUACAGAGCUAAGCUUAACAAACUCACAUGUUCUGACUAGUGGCCUACGGGCUCAACCUCUAUAUAAAAGAGAUACGAAGGGGAUCCUCAAGUAAGUAAGAGAAAGCAAACUCAAGCACUCGAGAGAAGGACAAGCCCUAAAGGAGGAGGAAGGUGAACUCUUUCGGCUUUCACUUUCUUUUUUCUCUAUUAUUUUCAAAGCUUCGGCUAAUUUAAGCAUUGGAAGGUCUCUCGUUGGAACACCCCCCGAUGAGUGUGGACUUUCUUUGCAAGUACUCUCCAACGUCAUAGAUCUUGGGCGGCAUCCAGCUCUAGCCACAUCAGCAUCUCUUUGGAGUCUUGUGGCAACAGAUUAGUGUUAGAGGAAGGGGCCGGUCUCCUUGAUGAGAUAACAAAAAGCAUGGUGCCGAGGAGAGCUCAAAAUUUUGCUACCUUCCACCAGCAAUCCAUCCGUCAUAGCUAGAGCAGUGCUGCCCGUGGGUCUAUCGUAAUGGAUUCUCUGACCGUGAUAGAUCUGUAUCUUUGAGAAGCUCUUCCUUCGUUGAUGAUUUGGUCCCGUCAUGCUUCUUUAGGCUCGGAAGAUCUCGACUGGGAGGAACUCAAGAGUAGAGCUCAAGACAUCGAGUAUCGCGUUAGUGAAGUCCAAAAUGGAUCUCAUCGGAGCAACGACAACCUCGACUUCAAUUUUCAACCAUCAUUCCCCCAGGCCAUGAUGGAGAAAUCAAUCCCAAAUUGGUUCAAAGUAUCCUAAUUGGAGCCAUAUGACGGUUUCAUGGAUCUCCUUGAUCACUUGCAAGGUUAUAGAACUCUCAUGAUGCUACAAGAUGCCUCAGGUAUCCUCUUUUGCCUCAUAUUUCUGGCCACCUUCAGAAAAUCGGCAUGGACAUGGUAUUUCGGACUCCAACCAGGAUCUAUUCAUUCGUUCGAGCAGCUCGGCAUCCUGUUCGUUACUCAUUUUAGCAGCUACCGACCCCAAUCAAGGAGCUAUGACAUUUUUUCUUCUCUCUAGCAAGAAAGUCACUCGUGACUACAUCGCGUGCUUUAACACCGCCACACUUGAGGUAUGGAGUUUCGAUCAGUCAGUGGUGAUAUCAGUGCUCAAGUGAGGGCUACAAAAUGAGCGCCUUGUCUUUUUCCUCAGCAAAAAGUUUUCAAUGGAUUAUGUUGACUUGCUGGCCUAAGCUCGGAAGUACGCUCAGACAGAAGAAGCCUGGGAGCUAUACAAGCAGGCGGAAGGAAAGAAGAUCUCUGAUAGGAAAAGUGAUCGGAAAGAUCCCCGAGCAGUUCGGAUUGAAAGAAAAUUUUUUCGAUCAUAAAAGAGCUACCGAUCGAGGCCUCCCCAGUAGUUUGACAGCUAGAUCAUUCUAUCCACCCUCCAAUCCCAGAUUCUAAUGGAGAUCGAGGGUCAAGGGUAUCUGCGGCAGCUUGGACUAAUGAAGUUUCCUCCAAAUAGGAGCAAGAGGAAGUACUAUUAUUUCUAUCGUGACCACGGUCACGACACUGAAGAAUGCCACCAACUCAAGGACGAGAUCGAGGUCUUGAUUCAGAGAAGCUAUCUCGGCAAGUAUGUUCGAGAGCAGUGAAAUCAAGCAUUCGAUGAGAAGAACAACGACAACCGAUGAAUGGCUGGUGUCAUCAACGACAUCUCCAUCCCAGCUAGCAGCGUGGGGGGUAGGAGCCUAAAUUAAGGAGGAAAAGGGGAUGAUGUUUGGGGGCACUGUUUUCCUUCAUGAUCUUAGGGGAAAGUCAAUGGCGUGGUUGUCGCACUGUCGAUGAUAGUUAGUCAUGAUAUAAAUACAAUUUUGUUUUAUAAUGAAAACUCAAUUGACAUUUUGUUUUAUAAUGCUUUUUAAGGAUAAAAUUACCAGCCGACCUAAAGAAGGCAAGGCUAGAGCCGAGGCUAUGUUGAACGAGGCUCGGCCCCAACGACGGUAUCUUCGAGGCAAACUUGGAAAGCUCGUACGGCUCAUGACAAUCCAAUCAGGGUACUUGGGUCCUAUGUUAGACCUCACGUGCACAUGAAGCCUCGAGCCUCUCGAGGCUCGGAGACUGAAGGUGGCUCGGUAUCUAAGAAAGGCAAAAGCCUCUCCGAGGCUUUUCAGAGUACGAAAGUCCUGGCAUAGAAACCCGAGGAUACUCGAGUCAACAUCUCUCGUAGGGCAACGUGAUGCUUCUUGCUCGCGUGUGAGCCACAGGACUUCAUGUGAGAGGUAAACAUAAUGAAAAUCUAUUUUUAUUAACUAAAAGUUUAUUUAUAGAAGUUUGUCGAGAAGAAGGGACCAAAAAUAAAUACAAAAAGGAUGAAGAACUAGUCUUCGUCCAAAGAAAAUGCCUCGACCUCCUCGUCACUACUUCGGGAGCGGAGGCACCUCAGGUCGAGUUUCGGGACCAUCUUCAGAUGCGUCUUGCAGUCGUUGAAGCCUUGGAUGAACCCAACCGAAGAUGCCUCGACAAGCUCAUCCUCAAAGUCCAUAUAGGUCUUGUAUUCGGUGAUGCACUUGUACCUAACCUUGAUGGGAAGCUCCAUUGCAGCUUUGGUGAAAUCUCCAUUACCCCCGGGCAGUGAAGGGUCUGCCUCGAGCCUUGCCGACCCUCCAGAGGGAGGCAGGGCCCAGUCCGAUGGAAAAGAAACCCAAAAUGACUUCGACGCAGUAACCUACGGUCUCUUAGCUAUAAUCGACUCAAUUCGCUAUCAGGGAUUGUGAUGAGUCGGGGACAAAAAGCUCCUAGUAGGUAUUCCUUGUGCUCUUGGACGAGGACUCGUGUAAGGAGCUCAUCUUCUUCUUUACUGCCGACUUGAUGGACGACAACAAUGGCUUGAUGGUUAUAAGAUAAGAAAAGGACAAUCUACCUCUAAAGGCUACUACGACAAAAGAGCAACUGACAGUUGGUGGCAGGAAACCCCAUCAGAUGGGUGAUCCAUUUAUACAAACCAUCAGCGGUGCAGAUCCGAUCAUCGAAUUGUCAGAUCUUGCCAUUUGGCCAGUCCUGAAGCGACGGACUGUGCAGCCGUUCAUCGCAUCCUUAUCCGAUCGAGUUGUGUGAGAUAACUCACGAAGCGUGUCUCGAAACUUACCAUGGCUUGCCACGUGGCAGGCCCACCGACGAGUUCUGGGAUAAUCUCUGGAUUUUUUCUCUCAGAAGCAUCGUCCUACGACUCCUCAAGCUUCCUUCCUAAUAAAAGUAGUGUGAGCCGCGAAACGAUGCAUCAUUAAUUCUCAGAAUUUUUUUCAAAAAUAGUAAUGCAGGCGCGUCCAGGAGGGAACCAAGUCGGUGGUUCAACUACCAAGGCAGCUACUUCGUUCAAAAUCCGAAAGCCAUUUUGAACUCGAAAGUGGGGGGCAUAUGUUGCAGGGGAUACUCUCUGAUCGAGACCCAUCCUCCAUUGAGAUGCACCCAAGAUGACGUGGUGAGGUCAUACAAGUUGUGGAUCCAGGACCACUCAUUUAGCCAGCUGCGUGGGUGAAGCCUGUGCCAGACACCCACGACUAACAACCUCAAUUCAGAGGUGACAGAGAUUCCUCCCUUGAUAAAGGGUCAGAACGUGGUCUAACGGCUUGCAGAAUUAGGUCUAACAAACUCAUAGAUUCCGACUAGCGGCCUAAGGGCUCAACCUCCAUAUAAAAGAAAUACAAAGGGGAUCCUCAGGUAAGCAAGAAAAGCAAACUCAAGCACUCAAGAGAAGGACAAGCCCUAAAGGAGGAAGAAGGAGAACUCUCUCCGCUCUCCUGAUUCUCGUUUUCUUUUCUCUCUACUGUUCCCGAAGCUCUUGCUAACUUAAAUAUUGGGGGUUCUUCCGUCGAAACACCCUCGACGAGUAUGGACUUCCUUCACAGGUACUCUCCAGUGUCACGGAUUUCGGAUGGCAUCCAGCUCCAGUCACAUCAGCACCUCUGGCAACAGCAAUCAAAUUAAAAGUUGUGAAGUUGCAUCUGAAAUGAUUUUGAUGACUCCACAAAUACUUUUAGCAAAUAACAGGAGAAAAAUAUUCUUGCUAAAAUCCAACAACUAUACUCCAGUUUAUCCUCUUUAUUCUUCGUUUUCAACAUCCUAUUUCAACUUAUUUGACACAACCAGCAGAUCCUGAGAUUCAUGGAAAUAACAAAUUGACCUAAUCUUUAAAAGUGCAUAAUCUUCUUCUAAUCCAUUUGUUUCUAGGCUUCAAUACAUUCUGUUGUCCUGGAUGAUGACAAUUAUAUGCGACUUCCAUAACUCUAUUAUAGCAUAUCUUUCUAUUUAUCGUUUCCUCCCAUAGCAUCUGUCCCCCUUUAAUCCCAUGGCUUAAGUUGUUCCAACAUGAAUCGUUGGCACAUGAGUCUGCUAUACCAAAUUGAAUGUCAAAUUAAUUAACAAUAUGGAAGGUGAAAAGCAAUUGCGGUUGCACCAUUAUUCAAUGAUGGAUUUACUGACGUUGGUUAAUAUAGGUAGGCCAAAUUUGUCUUUCAAGGAUUCCCUAAUAAAAACUCACCCACUCACUGCCACCAAUAGAAAUUACCACUCAUGCUAGUCAAAUACUAGCCAAGUUUUUUAAUCCUCUCAUCAAAAAAGUUAACUUCUGGUCCAUGCCUGUCGCAGUCAGUGGUUGAAUGGCUCGGAUGGCUAGGUUAGUCUCCACUCUCGCAUGCGUGAGGUAUUGUCUGCUCUGGUCUCUAGCUGUCUUGGACCUUUGGGCCUCUAGCCAUCUUAGGCCUUUUGGUUUUGCUCUUUAAAAGAUGCCUCAUGGGAGAGAGAAGGUCCCAUUCUAUAUAAUCCAUACUUUUUCUUGACUCACAACCGAUGUGGGACCAAACAUACACUCCUCCCACAACAGUAGCCCCCCCAGUCAAAGGGGAAUAUGCAUGGAGUAGGAUAGGAGGCGAAGGUUCAGGCCCUCCUUCUAGUGCCAAUCUGUUGCGGUCAGGGGUUGAAUGGCUCGAGUGGCUGGGUCGGUCUCUGCUCUUGCAUGCGUGAGGUAUUGUCCGCUCUAGCCUCUGGUCAUCUUGGACCUUUGGACAUCUAGCCGUCUUGGGCCUCAUGGUUUUGCCUUUUAAAAGGCACCUUACGGGAGAGAGAAAGUCCCAUUCUAUAUAAGCCAUAUUUCCCCUUGACUCACAACCGAUGUAGGACUAAAGUUAUACUCCUCCCAUAACAAUGGAUUUUUUAUCUACAUGGUCUUCCUUCCAUCCAGGUCAUUUUAUUUGUUGUAACUGGAAUUUUGAUUGAAAUCUGAUACUCCUAGCAAUUAUUUAGCAGCAUUGUUGUGCUGUGAAAUCUUUCUGUCAAUCAGCGCUACCUUGUAUGUUAAGCAUCCUGAUUCAAACGUCAUUCUAGUCGGUACAAUAAAAAGCCUUGAUGGGAAUCAUAUCCAAAACAUCCCCUUGUUAUAAACAAUUGAAUUUAUAUAGCAAUGGUGGUCCAAUAGCAGCCAUCUACCCUUUGAAAGAAUCUUAAUGCUUUCUAGAACCAGUUCAUCUACAUCUUUUUCUUUUAUGCUUUACUCAAUCAUAUAUGCUAUUGCCUUCAAAUUUCAAGAAGAAAGUGUAAUAGCUGAUGCCUUGUGAAAAGAUUGUCUUGCCUCACCAUCUCAGUUCAUAUAAAGUUUAACAUUCUUCUUCUGUAGCAAUCAAGUGGCCUCCAACUUAACUCUUUUUCAGCUGGAUUGUUUGACUCAUACGCAUUCUAGGGACAACAAAACUCCUUAUGUUGAGGAGCUUGACAACUACAUGUAUUAUGGAUAUCUUGAUUUCUUUUGGAUUGUCAUUGAAGAUUUUGUAAUACAAUGUUGUUGCUCUCCUUUACCUUCAAAAUUUAAUUUUGCAAGGGCACUAAAUCAUCAAGCUAUGGUCUGCUAUACCCAAAAUCAACAGCUUCCUAUGCUUGGGGUCCUAACCGGUGUUAUGCUUUCCUUAGCCAGAACAGUUUAUUGAAACUUCAAUCCAACUGCUUAAUUUAGGGAAAUUUGUACUGUCUGGACGUCAUCAUAUAGUGAUUUUGUUACAGGUUCAGGUGCUCAAUGUUUAUGUAUUGAUUUAUGGAUCCUUACAAAGGUUUAAAAUUCUCUCACUGAACCAUUUUCUGAAGCAUGAAGUCAUGUGUGAGUUUUCAUACGCUCACAAGCUGCUAGAAAUCUGUUGUUAUUUCAUGUGCCUAUCAGACCUUUGUGUUUUUCAUGCUUAAAACCAAAUUUCUCUCAAUCAUGUCAUAUUCUUGGGAAUCUGUAUCUUUCUUGAUAUUGUUGCAAAUUUCUUCAUAUUAUUGAACCAUUGCAUCCAGUACAGUGUUAGUACAUUCAAGUAUUGGCAUUCAAUUAAAGUUUUUUCUACCAGCAAAUUGGUGCAGAUAUGUCAAAAGGAGUCAAAAAUAUGGUUGGGCUAUUAGAUGAAGAACUUCAUAUUUAAAAUUAGUUUUAAUAGGAAAAUUAAAUCAAAUAAAGGUCCAUUAUCUGAAAGAGUAAAUCCCCAGUGACCCUGUCUUCUCUCUUGAAAUUAAGAGAGGGAGAAGAUAAUAAAAACUUCUAUAAAUGCCAUAAUUCUUAUGAAGAUGGCUGUUGAAUUACUGCCUUUGGCUGGAUGUGAGUAACAAACAGCAAGAAAUCCUUUUUAAGAAAAUUGUUAAACUUACUCUAUUAUUGUUAAGCAACACUGUAACCUAAAUAGGACUAUGAAUUCUAGCCAAAAUAUGCUUGUUUUUAUUGUACAUAGUCCACUGUCUACUAUAUCUUUUUUAUAAGAUUCUAAUUUGACAUUUAAGGAGCAUAAUUAUUUACUUGAUGAUGCUUUCAUAGCUAAAAUAUGCAGGGCAGGACUUGGUUUCAGAAUGAGUACCAUCAUGCUUAUGAUGGACAUGCUUGUGUUAAGUUUUGACUCUUAACACAUGGCUAAAUAUUGUUACCAAAAAUUUGAUUUGAACUCUUUAACUAUUUUUUUUCUAUUAGUUCAAAACUAAAAGCAGGCAAAGACAGGAGGGCAGGAACCAGCCCCAUAAUCUGGAAAGAAGACUAGCAGAAGGCAUUUUGGGCCAUGCUUAUCGAAAUUCAGGGGCCGUGCUCCUUUUUCUUUUCUUUCUUGUCCAUUUGCUUCUUAGCCAGCUGGCUUUGACACCUUAAUUUUUGAACAAGGUACAUGCAUUCAUUGAUUUCCUGACCCAAUUAUAUUCAUAAUUUUGAUGGUAUAUGUUGCAUAUAUUUUUCUCCACCUACUGUUCUAAACUUUGUUUUGUUGUCCGAUGUUUUAGUGUAACAUAAUAUGAUAUUAUAUGACAAAUAACCAUCCUAUAGAGUGUUCGACAAUUCUGUGCACUACAGUUUGAUCAUGUAGAGGACUAAGUGUUUGGCCUUGAGGUGUUUCAUGGUAAUACUGAUCUCAUUAAUAGACUAGAAGCCUUGCAUAAUUUAUUUUUAAUGAAUGUUGUCUUUGAAUUUUGGCCUGUUGUUUUCUGUCAAAUUCUACUUUUUUAUCAUGGAUUUAUAUUUUUAUGUAUGUUAAUUUUUUUACACUUUUUUUCUUGAUUCACGUUAAAAGCUUGUGUGGGAAAAUUUUGUACAGGAAGCCUCUCUGAAUAACUAGUAAUAAUAUCAGUCUGUUGCUCCUACAGGAACAUUUCUCUGGGCUAUUCUCUCAGAUUUUUGUGACACUAACGUGGGAUAAUUUACAUCUAUAUAUCCUAGGGUGUUUGGAGAAGCUUACUUCUCCUAAUCUUGUGUUUGAAUUUCAUUACUUUGAAGUUAUUACUUUUUAGGUUUUUUCCUUUUUGACUAGUUGCCUAUCCUUCUUUUAGUUUCUGUAUGUUUUAGUUCUGAUAGGUGACAAAGGAUAGGUGGUACUCUUUCUGUACCUCAAUGAGGACUUCUUCUUUUAGCUUUUGGUAGCCCUUGCCCUGUCCUUUGAGGUUGGCGCACCCUCAAUGUCUGAUGCUGCACAAUCACCUUUAGUUCUUGAUGGCACUCUUGUGAUCAGUGGUAGUGGGCAAGAACAGAAUGUUUUUGUUUCAUCAGUGUGAUUUUGUGUGAUAGUGAAAUUCAAUCUCUAUCUGAUGUAGCACCGCAUCCUUCUAGAUCUUUGAAUUAAAUUGUUAAAGUUAAGGCCAUGACAAGAUGGGUCUCUUGCACAACAUUUCGUUAGAACAGAAGAAAAAUCUAUUUAAGAACCUCAAACGUCACCCACAGAUUUCUGAUUGUUAAAGAUCAGGCUGCAAGAUACCUCAAAAACUCCAUAUGACAUGAUUAGAUCAUUGGAAUGUUGAUGUAUGGAGACUAUAAAAUGUCGGCAUGGUUUCCUCUAUCUUCCAUCCAACCAACUGAACCUUGAUCAUACAGUUAUGAGGGAACAGGGACGAUUUAGGGAUUGGGAGUUUCAUUCUAGUUUCUUCUUGAUUAUGCUGAUUAUAGAGUAGGCUCAGAGAAAUAUCUACUGUUUUUUUUUUCUCCAUGACAAAAUUAUGGUUCUUUUCUGUUGUCCUUAUCUACAAAAAUAUAAUGAAAAUGUCUGGUAGCUUGUUGUCUGUGUCAUUUUCUUUAUUGUGUAAUGCUGUUUUUUUUGUGUCUGUUGAAUGUUUCCUUCAUGGGACUGCUUGCAUUUUCAUCUUUCCAUAAAACAAAACAACUCCUAACUUCCUAUGGCUACCUUAUCAACAUGCUCUAAAUCAUCUUGAUCAUUCCCUAGGUCUUUCUUGCUUAAACCACUGAUCUUGUGCUUAUGCUUGUUUUCAAGAUGAAGCUACAGUUCCUUCUCCUACAUGCUCUAGGACUAGGAGUGACCAUGGACUGCCAUAUUGCUCCUGAACUGCCUGAUUUGGAGCAUAUCAUACUGUACUAGAUUGAAACUAGUAUGAAAUUCAUAUUCAGUACAGGCCUCUUACCCCUCGAAACUAAGGCAUACCGAGGUGCAUAUGGACUCAUACUGAGGCAUACUGAUCCGUAUCAAGGUGUAGCGAGAAAGUGAGAAAAAUAGUUUGAGAGCUAUUUCGAUAUGGUAUUUGGUAUUGAGAUUGCAGACCUUGGGAGUGAUCUUUCAGGACUCUAAUCAAUUCUCAUGUCUAUGAACUCAUGUACUAAGUAGCCUUCUUGGACCUAUUUUGGUGUUGUUUUUUUUCCUAUCCUUUGUUUAAACGAAAAAAUACAAAAACGGAUAAAAAAUGUUUUGUGCUGUUAUUUCUACUUUCUAUUUUUAAAAUGACUCCAUAUUUUUGAAACAAAACAAGUGAAAGCAUGAAAGUCCUUUUUUAUUUUUCAAAAACAAGGAACUCAAGUUCUUCAAGUAGAAUCUCCUCCAUUCUUCGAUACCCUUUUCAUCGUUGCAUCGCCAUCUUGUCAAAAUUUUUGCUGCCUCGAUCAUCACCUCAUCAUCACCGCUAGGGAUGUGAAAAAAAACUAGCAAAACUGUAAACCUGACCUAAACUGAUCUCUUCAGUUUGGUUUGUAUCAUUUUUUUUAAAAAUUCGUUUUAGUGCCGGUUUGAGAAAGGCUUGAGCCAGAAAAAAAUCAGUUUAGUUUUGAUUUGAGUCAUCAGAAAACCAAUUCAAGUCGACCCAACUCAUGUAUGUGUAUAUAUAUUCAAAAUGACCUAACCAACCCAUUUGCAUGAGUGUAUAUAUGUUUGAAUUUUUAUUUUUUUCUCUUAUAUUUUUGUUAUAUAUGAAAUAAAAUUUUAUAUUUAGACUUAGUGAGCCCAUUUACCUAGUCCAUUGAACGUCAACCCUAUAUAAUAUGAAGUUUUUAUGUUGAGGCUUAGUCCAACCAAUUUAGCCCAAUCCAUUAAACAUCAACUCAAUAAGUCAAACUGAGCAAACCAAAUUUCUCAGGUCAAUUUCAAGCAGUUUUUAUAGAUUGGCUGUUUGAUUUCAGUUUUGUCCUAGAAAAUCAGUUUAUAUUGGUUCAAUUUUGGGUUUAUCUUCAAACUGAUCCAAGCUGAUGUGUGUACACCCCUAACAGCUGCCGCCACCCCUAUUGCUAUCGUCACGACUACUACUUUCAUUUUCAGUGGCACAACCACCACCAUGUAGCUGCUAUCAUCACCAUUGUCAUAGCCAUGCUGGUACUAACACCACUGCCACUGUUGCUGCUGUAGCCACUACCACAACUUCCAUCAUUGCCACCAUUGUUUUUUGUCAUUGCUAAAGGUUGGAAGAGGGUUUUUCUUUUACAAAAAUACAAACAGUUUGACUGAACCAAAUAUGAUUGUGUUAUUAAAAUUUAAAAGAAAAGUAGAAAUGAUUUUUUAAUUUCUUGUUUUUAGAAUUAGAAGUGAAAGUGAUGAAAAAUGUAACCUUUUUAACAUCGCAAGGACAGGCUUUUUUAACUUGAUUAUCUUUUCCAAUAUAAGCAGUAAUGCUUCUUUCCAAGUGGCUAUAUCCGGUAAAGUACAACUCCCCCAUAAGGGAGACUAUAGACACAUUAACCAAAAAAAAGGCUUAUCCUUUGAAACCAUUGCUUAUGUUAUGCAUUAUGCUGCACACCAGCCUUUCAGAGGAGUAAAGAUGAGAGAAUUCCUGGGCAUCAUUUGCAAGCUCUAGUGCCGAUGAGUUCACUUUUGUAGAAUUUCUCACCUUCUGUCUUCUGAAAAUUUUGUUUAUUUUUUUUUCUCCAAGCCAAAAUUUGACUUUUUCGAUUUGCUUUCAAUCUACAAAGGUUUCCUUACAAAUUUUUGCUAUGUUAGUUAUUUCUCAUCAACAGUUAGAGCAGCAAUGCUGGAAUGUUGGCAUCCGUCAAUUGAUAAUACAAGCUAAUAAAGAGAACGAAUUAAUCAGUUCAAUGUCUGGUACUCAUGGACUUACCCUUCCAGUGCGACAACUAACAAGCUUCAAUUCAAUGAUAGAAAUCAAAACAUAAUGUAGCUGCAGCAGGUAAGCUUUGGAUUUUGGCUCCAUUCAUAACUAUGGCUGAUGGGCUUGCCACCAAAGAGGAGCAUUGUGAUAACAGAAUUAUCUUCUCAUGAUGUUAUUUUCAAUUGAUUGGUUGUGACU
Molecule: messenger RNA, 13723 nt
Organism: Elaeis guineensis (African oil palm)
Lineage: Eukaryota; Viridiplantae; Streptophyta; Magnoliopsida; Arecales; Arecaceae
Product: FBD-associated F-box protein At3g52670
Molecular function (GO): protein binding
Source: RefSeq, a predicted model, not a curated record